AUGAUGCGAUUGCUGUUCUUGUGUCUGCUGCUACUGCUGCCAGCUUCUGCCGACACUGAUGAUGAGGAUUUAAUUGGCAAACUUGGUGUGCAUGAGACAAAUGCAGAUAAAACUAAAGGCACGGAUGAAGCCUCCAAUCAGAUUACCAUGAUUGUCAUCAUUGUGGCUGUCACAGUGUUGACUCUUUCCGUCGCAGCAAUAGUUGCUGUAAUGUUGGCAAGACGGCAGAUGAACAUUCGACAGCAAGGGAUUUACUCAGUACCUACAGAGCAGGACCAGAAAGGGGCCAUCUAGUUCCUGACAACAGCAGCCAUAUACCACAAAGCUAAGAGGAGCAAUGCAUCAGGCUAUGCUAUCUCCUACUCUGACUCAGGACAGUUAAACUUCUUUGCACAACAGCCUGCUUUUCACUGCUCACUUCUCGCUAGCCCACUCCAACACAAUCUCAUGUACAAGUGAAACGUAUGCUGUGUUUUUCUUUAGGCCAUUGUAUGCUUUUGUCGUCGUCCCUUCCUAUUUUGUACUCCAUAUACACACAGUUUAGCCUGAGACAUUUGGAACACAUUCAAACCUUCUAAUUGGAUUCUAUUUGAGGAAUCCAAAUCAAAGGCUCACUGUAUGGCUUGAAGCUGCUUUCUUUAAAAUUGAUCAUUUAGCACAAGCCCCCCCCCCCCCCCUCUUCCCCCUUUUUUUUUUUUUUUUGAGGCCGUUGAAAAGAAAAUUAUUUCUGCCAGCUAUGCAGUGAAACUGUAUUUUCUUAAAAUACUGGAUGUGGAGCAGACCUGUCUGUAAAAUGGCCAUUGAGUGAGACAAAGCAAGUCAAGCCACACGAAGCCAGCUCAGUGCUCACUUUAUUUUUCCUUCCACCUGUCUGACACCCCCUGUUUCUGGCCCAUUAGGGAGCAAGAGACAGUUCAGCUGGAAAAGGGUGGAGUGAGGGGAGUGGCACGGGUUUCCCAUCUUUCCCGAAAUGAAUGCAUAUGGCUACUGAAUACACUUUCAUGCAGUGAUGCAUAUUAAUCAACCACCAUGAAUGAUGAUGCUUUCGUUUCCCCCUCUUUCAUUUUGAAAGGUUCUCAUUUUAGUUUAGCAAGUUGUAAAUGGCUCUCUGAAUGCUGUAGAGUUAGAUUUAUGCCUUUCACGCCAGCAGGACGAAAAAUUGAAUGAAGUAGCAUGAUUAGGGAGGGGUGGGGGUAUGCCAACAACAUCCCUAAAUAUGACAAAAAGCAAUCAGCCAAGAAUGAAAGCCUUUCUUUUGUUAUGGGAAAUAAAAGGACAUGAACACUUUGGCCACUUUUAAAAGCAUGGGGUGUAUCAAAGCAACAUAAUCUUUUGCUUAUCCACUAAUUUUUCAACUUACCGAAAAGGGGACAAACCCUGGGUGUGAUCCAGUCAUCUGUUUUUCUGGUUUAUUGGUUUAGCGCCAUCUUGGAUUAUGCUGUCCAAUUAAUGCUGAAGAAAUUAUGGAAUUAUUUUUUGUGCAUUUGUUUUACUUUUUCUAAGGACUACACCUACGGCAAAAAUAUUUCUUUGCCCUGUAAGCCUUCAUUAACUAUUGACAUUUCAAGCAGAUGACAUUUUUGAUCUAAACGAGAAACUACAUAAAACAUUUCAAUUUUGUUCAUUAUCUACACUGCUUUGUUUUAAAAAAAACAAUCAUAGUAGCACGCCACCUGUUAGCUUUGAUUAUGGCUCUUGUUCACUGAGUUGGACUGCUUCAAAUAGUUUAUUAUUAUUUUUUUCCCUCGUCAUCUCAUUGCCUUGAAUAUAUCUGUGACAUCAGAGAAAGGUAAGAGGGGAAAAAAACAUUUAUAAGUAAAAGCUGGUCACUCAGUAUUUGGGUUGUGGGAGCACCAUUUAUUUAUUUCUUUUCCUUUUUCUUUCUUGGGCUGGAUUCACAGCAUGGCUUAACCCAGUAGUUACCCAGCUAAGGUCAGCCCAAGCCAACCAGGUGGUAACUUCUUUUUUGGACGGAUAGUUCUUAUACGUACUCCAAGUCUCACUGUAUGAUUGUGUGGUAAAGAGUGUAGCAGUCUGCACUUUAAAGGCAUUUUCUGAAAUGUAUAAGGUGAACAGAAGUGUGCAGACAUUUAAUGGAAGAGUCAGUCCAUCCAACUUUGCAUUUGUGACCAAAUGCCUUUUUGACUCUUCAUUAUGUAAAUCCCAACACUACUCCUGUCCUGUAAAUGCAAUUCAUGUAGCUAUUAAGAUUUAAAUGUUUUAGUUAUGUGGAGCUCUUUUAUUUCCCCCUCAAUUAGUACUCAGAACAUGAUCUGCAAUUUUUCCUUUUUUUUUCUUUUUUCUUUUAAAUACUAAUAUAGCCUAUUUUAAGUAUUUACGGGGAUAUGAAUCUGCUUUGUUUCUGUUCAGAUAAACAAAUAUUUGGCUGAAUAGUUUUUACUUUUCCCGUUAAGUUGAAAGGUGACAUUAAGGGCUGGGACUCUGUUAUAAGCCAAAAAUCUGUUUGUAUGUAAAAUAGAUAAAUAAAUAAAAAUCUUUGAAGAAAUAAAAACAUUUGAACUUCAUGUUAAAUACUCAUGUUCAUAUAUGCACUUUUCUUUCCAGAUUUAUGUAUUUUUAUGUCAAUGACAUUGACUGGGUUUAUAAGAAUAAAGAUGUCCUGAUAUCUCCAAGUAAACAAACUGUGUGACUGUAUAUCUUUAAUUGGCUCCGUUUGCACAGCUGCAGUUACCUUGAUUUUUCUGCUGACAGCAAUUAGCCUGGGAAAACUGCUGUAUUUUGUGUAGCUAUUCUGAGUUCUAGACUGUUUAUUUUCACAUUAAAUGUGUCAUACAGUGUGCUUGAUUUUUCUCUUUCUGUUUGCAUAAUUCAGAAGCCAUAUGGAUGCAAAGAUAAUGUGCCAAUAGAUGCUGUUUAAUCUGGGGCUUUACUCGCAAGCAUUGAGCCACUAAGAGGCUUAGACACUCUUACUAAACAUAUGGUUUUGUUGGAUUGACAGUGAAGAGGGCAAGAUGUGACCCGCUCAUAUGUUAUAUCCUCAAAAAUCUGUGAAAAGUCCUGGUGGAGAUGAGCAAACAUGAAAUGUGGAGUUAUUCCUGAUAACCUUUAAUGAUAAUCUUAUGUGAGGAACUGCCAAAGGCAAGAAACAAAGGUUGUCAGACUGAACACUUUUUCAUGGCUAAUGUGAUUCAGAUAUGAACCACCUUAUUUAAGAGAUAUCUGACAUUUUAGUGCAAUAUUUCAUUCUGGGAAGAAAAUGCAUGGAUAAAACUGGUGAUGAUUCCCAGUUUCUUUAUUUUUACACCCCCUUUAUUACACCCCCUUUGUCAGUGCAAAUCGUUUAUUCUGUUGGUUCAUUCACCAGUCCUCCAUGACAUUUACCUAGAAGCAUGCAACAUUCAGUCCACAUACAAACACAUGCUGCCAGGUGUUCAGUGUUCUUAUCCUGGUAAGGUACUGGUAUGUAGCUUGCAGCUCCUUGCCUCUGUCGCAUAUUCCUUAACCUUGGACCACUCGAUAAGACUUUGAUGACUUCUUGUGACACCUGGGCAGUCGUGUUAACUUCCCACAGCUGAUGACCAUAAUGCCCAAGAUGAAGAGCACUGCAGCAAUGACAAGUCCGGCCAAUCGCAGGGACUUAUAGUCAUAGGUGAAACCCUCAUUCCAUCUUUCAUCCCAGGUAUAAGUUGCUCUGGUGGUGUUUUUGGUUGUUUUUGUCACAGAUGGAAUGGAUGUCACUGGAACUGAAGUGGGCUUUGUUUUGGAAGUUGUAGAGUUCUGAGUGAAAGCUGGUGUCUUUGAGUCAGUGGUGUUGACUGAGCUGUUGGUGACUUGUUUCGUGGCGUGUUCAGUUAGAGGGGUUUCUGGAGAGGAGUUGGUAUUUCUGGUGACUCGGAUUUCCCUUUUUUCAAAGACGGUGGUAGGAAUGGCAUUCAUACUGGUGUUCAACGGCACAUUCUGAUCUGCUGCUGUGGGAGUUUGAGCCUGAGACACUUUUAACAUAACAAACAGGAAAUAUAUCAGGGAGGCCGUACAAGUCUUAGCAUCCAUCCUGUAAGAUGUUAGUGUCCAAAGAGGUAUCCGAAAGCUCAUCAUCCACCACGCUGUCCUAUGUGUGUCACUUUUGAAAGGCUCGCCUACCACACCCAGGUGCUCACCACUGCCACUUCCUCAUCCAGACGACUGUUUCAGUCUUA
Molecule: messenger RNA, 4157 nt
Organism: Menidia menidia (Atlantic silverside)
Lineage: Eukaryota; Metazoa; Chordata; Actinopteri; Atheriniformes; Atherinopsidae
Source: the annotation of a GenBank genome assembly